Molecule: messenger RNA, 1772 nt
Organism: Stereum hirsutum FP-91666 SS1
Lineage: Eukaryota; Fungi; Basidiomycota; Agaricomycetes; Russulales; Stereaceae
Product: Arabinanase/levansucrase/invertase
Exons: 13
Coding region: 194-1549 (451 amino acids)
Biological process (GO): carbohydrate metabolic process
Molecular function (GO): carbohydrate binding; hydrolase activity, hydrolyzing O-glycosyl compounds
Source: RefSeq, a predicted model, not a curated record
CGAGCCUCUUCUCGAAGCACAUGGAACACUACAACAUGCGCUCGUAACCUGCUUCGUUCGUGCCUCCGUGCCUCUUCCGUGGGUGACGCAUCGGACGUCUAUAAAAGCGGACUGUGAGCACCCUGGACGCGAGUUGGGACUUUGAGUUCUAUCGCUCCUCCUAUUGUGCUACGGAUUUCGGAAACCGAGCAAGAUGUUCGGACUAUUCUCGCUGAUUGUACCAGCCCUAGGCCUGCUGGCAGUCUCGCCUGUACGAGCUGCCAAUACAGCGGAUAUCGUGUCUGGUGCGGCGUGGACCGAUACGGACGGGAAUGUCAUACAGGGGCAUGGUGCUGGGAUCCUCAAGGUCGACAGUACUUACUACUGGUUCGGGGAAGACAAGACGGCUAAUAGCGCGCUAUUUCAUGCCGUCUCGUGUUACACUUCGCCGGAUCUGACGACUUGGACACGACAACCGGACGCUUUAUCGCCCGUCGCGGGGACGAAUAUCUCGUCGAACAACAUUGUCGAGAGGCCUAAAGUGAUUUUCAACUCGAAGAACGACGAAUAUGUGAUGUGGUUCCAUUCUGAUUCGAGCAACUACGGGUACGCUAUGGUUGGCGUCGCCACAGCCUCAACGCCCUGCGGACCAUACACCUAUAAAUCAAGCUGGAAGCCUCUCGGUGCUGAUUCGAGGGACAUGGGACUGUUCCAGGAUGAUGACGGAACUGCUUACCUGCUCUACGCCUCGGACAACAAUGUCGACUUCAAGGUCGGGCUACUAGACGAUGAUUAUUACAACAUAACGAGUGUGGCCUCCGAGAUCGCAGGCGCGAGUCUGGAGGCUCCUGGCGUUGUGAAGAGAGAUGGUGUAUACUACCUAUUUGGAUCGCAUACAAGUGGCUGGGCGCCCAAUCCGAAUAAAUUCUUCACUUCAUCCUCCCUCACCGGCACCUGGUCCACCGAAGCCGACAUCGCCCCUGAAUCCACCCGAACGUGGUACUCCCAAAACGCAUACGACCUGCCCCUCGGCACCAACGCGAUAUACAUGGGAGAUCGGUGGCGGUCGAAUCUGUUGGGAAGCAGUCGGUAUAUCUGGUAUCCCCUCGAUUGGAGCAGUGGAAGUCCGGAAGUCAUACAUGCGGAUGUGUGGACGGUGAAUUUGGACGCUGGGACUUGGACGGUCGUGAAUGGCACGUCGUACGAGGCUGAAGAUGGGACAUUGGGCGGUUCGGCAGUCCUUUCGUCCAGCUCGGCGUUCUCUGGUGGGCAGACUGUUGGUUUCCUUGGUAACGGCGGUACAGUGACAAUCACCGUCCAAGGAGCUGGCACGAGUCAGUGGGUGGCCCUUUACUACUCAAACGGAGACUCGACGUACAGGAACACUACAGUCAGCGUGAACGGUGGUGCGACCACGCUCGUCGACCAGCCUGACUCUGGAGGAGGAAGCGUUGUGAUCAGUGUUCCGGUGUUAUUGAACUUGAAUGAGGGAAGCAAUACGAUCACUUUCGGAGCGAACCAAUCUAACUAUGCAGGAGAUUUGGACAAGAUCAUUGUGUACGACUCUUAGAGUGGUACACAGGUGUGUUGGGAAACCACUUAUGAGGCGCGAAUAUAUGUAGGGUUACACGGGCUCGAGAUACUUCUGCAGGCACCUAGACGGACCUUACAUGAAUUUACUGAACAACAAUGAUUCCAUCUCUUCAAAUCUAGGCACUUUGGACAUGUCUUCGAGCACAUCCAGCUCCGAGGGUCCAACGGAAGGCGAAGGACGCAUCAUCCGUAUUUCGGAU